Molecule: messenger RNA, 741 nt
Organism: Phaeodactylum tricornutum CCAP 1055/1
Lineage: Eukaryota; Bacillariophyta; Bacillariophyceae; Surirellales; Neidiaceae
Exons: 2
Coding region: 61-714 (217 amino acids)
Biological process (GO): ribosomal large subunit assembly; translation
Cellular component (GO): cytosolic large ribosomal subunit; ribosome
Molecular function (GO): structural constituent of ribosome
Source: RefSeq, a predicted model, not a curated record
GAGAAGUUGCGUGUCACUCCCACUUUUUCGUACUUUUACUGUCAAGUCUCUUUUUUAAAAAUGGGUCGCCGUCCUGCUCGUUGCUACCGCUACCAAAAGAACAAGCCCUACAUCAAGUCGCGCUACUGCCGUGGUGUGCCCGAGUCGAAGAUUCGUAUUUUCGACGUGGGUGCCAAGAAAGCCCCGGUGGAUCAGUUUCCCUUUGUAGCGCAUUUGGUCUGCGAUGAAAAGCAGCAGAUCUCUUCCGAAGCACUCGAAGCGUGCCGUGUUGCCAUUAACAAGCAUUUGUCCAAGAACAUUGGUAAGGACGCCUUCCACAUUCGUAUCCGGGCUCAUCCGUUCCACGUUCUGCGGGCCAAUAAGAUGCUGUCGUGCGCCGGUGCCGAUCGACUUUCCUCAGGAAUGCGGCACUCGUACGGAAAGCCCAUUGGUGUGGCGGCUCGUGUAGAUAUUGGACAAAUUCUCAUCUCCGUCCGAUCCAAGGACACCCACGAAGCCCACGUCAUUGAAGCCAUUCGCCGAGGAAAGUUCAAGUUUGCCGGACGACAAAAGAUCCUCAAGAGUCUUAAAUGGGGAUUCACCUCAUACCCUCGCGAGGAAUACGUCCGUAUGCGCCGCUGUGGUGAGCUCAGCGCCGACGGAAACAUCGUCAAGGUGCACAACCGUCGCGGUCCUCUCGAAAAGUCGGCUCUGUACAAGGCCGGACAGGAGUAAAGCAUAAAAAAGCAUCGUUGCAACCGU